UGGCGUCCAUAGCGGGAAUCCUGUACGUGUCGCGGUCGUGUUUUUUCUCGUUAUUUUUCGAAAUAUAAAUCAUAUUGGAAAGCGCGAGUGCACAAACGAUCGGUUUUUAAAAUGAUAAUUCGUGCGAUAUCCUACGUGGCAAACUAAUUUGAUUCUAAAUGACUCGUUUCUUCUUCCUGUUCGUAUGCCGCGAGGAGUGGGGACGACGCGAUGGAAGGGAAAGCACUAGUAGUUCUCGAGUUGAGUGCCUCUGGAAGUAAGCGCUUGCCCGUGAGCCUGUACGGUAGUUCGAUUGGUGCGGUAAAUUUAUUAUUCGACUCUCUUUUUCUUCUCGUUCGAUCGUUGAAACGCGAAAAUAAGAGAUCGAGUUAGAUUCGAUGCAUGGUGCGAGAUUCAUGCUCAUGGCGUAGUUCAAAAAUUCGCGACGCUUUCGUGAGAACGGUUAACACGACGGCGUGCUAGUGUCGUUGACGUUUCGUGUGUCAGUGUCCUCUCUCUUCGUUUCUCUCUCUUACGCUUGCCCUUUCUCGUAUCUCGGUCCUUUUCUAUCUCGUCCCUUCUAUAUACGUUAACCAUUGUAUCACAAGUCGCGUCGUUGCUGCAAUGUCAGAUGACAGGUGUGAGGCGCUAUCAUUAGUGUAUAUUAACGAGUCUUUCGAGUGUCCUGCGAAUUUAGGAUAUGCUGCAAAAUGACGAGUGCAAGGUUGUUCUACCGAAAGGGCGGCGAAGAGGACCGAAGACGACGACCACGACGACGAUCUCGAAUUCCCUCGCGCUAGCGGUGGGCUAUGAGCGCUGACAAUGGGGACGACUCCUUGGCAGAAUCGAAGUGACGGAAGAAGGGGAAGUUCCGCGGACAUUCACACGUGGAUGCUGUGGCCUGUGUUGGGGGAUGACGGGCUGAGCCCAACGUCGCCCCCGGCGUCGGCCAGUGUCAAGGGGGUGAACAAACUGGCGCCCCUGCUGCUCUGCGCCCCCUGCAAGCCCACCAGCCACAGGAAGAACCAGAAUUCCACCCAGUGGUACGUGCAGCAGCCCACGUGGCGUUUAUGGGGCGAGGAAAGGGGCGAUGGCGUCAUAUACACGGUGUACCUGAAGAAGGUCCGAUAUCACAGGCCGACCAGGAGCCUCUCCGCAUCGGACUCGGACGACGAGAUCUCGCAUCUGGAAUGGGAGACGGUGAGGGUGCGUUUCCUGAAAGCAGGCACGGUGCAGCGGCUGGUGGAAAGUCUGGCGAACGACGACGGGGAACUCGAGUCGACGUAUAUCAAUGUCUUCUUGGCGACGUAUCGGGCGUUCACUACGCCGCGGGAAGUGCUGGAGUUGUUGUUGUCGAGGUACGAUGCCCUCGAUGAGGGAUCCGGUGCCCUGACAGGUGAGCAACACCGAAAGACUCUGGUCCAGGCUCUUCACGUAUGGUUGGACGCCUAUCCAGGCGACUGGAAGUCGCCCCCGAACCACCCCUUGCUCAGCCGAGUCCUCGACUUCACGCAUCGACGACUUCCUGGCUCGGAACUCGAGCUCAAGGCAAGGCAUCGUUUGCACAGGUUUCAGCGUGAAGAUCAAAUAGAUUCGUGCCUAAUGUACGACAAUGGUCGAUUAGCGCGUGGCUCCCCGGAUCCGAUCGUGGAUCACUGGGCGAGCUACAAUUUCCCCGAGGUGCCGCACCGACACUUCGCCGAGCAAUUGACCAGAAUGGACGCCGAGGUGUUCAAGAAGCUCGUGGCCCACCAAUGCUUGGGCGCUGUCUGGUCGAGAAGGGAUCGGUCGAGGAGCCACGACGCGGCCACCGUGUUGGCGACCGUGAAUCAGUUCAACGCGGUUUCCCUUCGGGUUAUAUCCACGAUACUGAUGGACUCGUCGACCAGGCCCCAAGAGCGCGCGAGGAUCCUCGAGACGUGGAUCGACAUCGCCCAAGAGUUGCGGGUGUUGAAGAAUUUCAGCAGCCUGAAGGCUAUCGUGUCCGGUCUGCAGAGCAACCCUGUGUACAGGUUGGAGAAGUGUUGGCAGUGCAUGCCCAGGGAGAAGCACGAGCUGUUCAGGGAGUUGGAGAGAAUUUUCUCGGAGGAGAACAACGCGUGGACCCAACGGGAGCUUUUGAUCAAAGAGGGCACGGCCAAGUUUGCGGACACGGCGGGCAGGAGCGACAGGCACCUGCAAAAGUUGUUUCAAAAACAAAAUACUCACGCGGGCAAUAUCAGUUACGGGACGAUACCGUAUCUGGGUACGUUCUUAACGGAUCUCACUAUGAUAGACACCGCGAUACCGGACACGAUAGCGGAGGGUUUGAUCAACUUCGACAAAAGGCGGAAGGAAUUCGAGGUCCUCGCUAGGAUAAGAUUGCUUCAAGGAGCCGCGAAUGCGUACAAUUUCAGCACGGAUCCGUUGUUCGAUCGUUGGUUCCACUCCGUGGUUGUGCUCGAUGAUCGCGAAGCGUAUAAACUGAGCUGUCAGAUCGAGCCUCCGCCGCCUGGAAACACUUUGAGCAAUCGUGGGAAGAAGAAGCAGAGUCAUCAGGGUCACCGUAAAAACGACUCGAUAGCCUCCACCUCGAGCUCGAGCAGCUCCCAAUUUUACUGCGAUCUGGAUUCGUUGCCGAGCUCCCCCCACAACUCUCUCGAUCGGCGCACAUCGCCGUCCCAGAUGUCCAGCUCGUCGUCCAGCUCGUCCUUGCCAUCGUUGGACGUGUCGUUGAGCUCGGGGGGCGGGAGCGGAGCGGCGACGAGCCAACAGAACCGAUUGGCACCGCCGACCGCCAUCACCGCGAACGGGAACAGCCCCAACGUGGUCGGCCUGUCGAGCCCGAGCCACUCGCACAAGAGUUCGCCCGACUUUUACAUCAUAAAAGUGACGAUGGAGAGCGACAACGUGGAGACGGAGGGUGUGGUGCUGUACAAAUCCAUCAUGCUCUCGAACAACGAGAGGACGCCGCAAGUGAUACGGAACGCUAUGCUCAAGUUGGGAAUAGAGGGGAGCCCGGACCAGUACACGCUGGCCCAGGUUCUGCCCGAUCGUGAGAUGCUUCUGCCAAAUUCGGCCAACGUUUAUUACGCCGUCAACACCGCGCACAAUCUCAACUUCAUUCUACGGCCUAGAAGGGAGCCUAACGAGAGCGCCACCGAAAGUCCUAAGAGCAAGACGAGUCACAAGCGGUAGUGUCGAAGAGGUUAGGAUUAUUAUUACGUACGUUUGAUAAUCGAUAUUGAUGGAUUCGGAUAAUUUCAUCGCGUUGCGUUGGGCGGAAGCGAUGUCGGCCUCGAUUAUUUAUUCUUCUCUUCCCGCGGGGGAACGUCUCGAGAAAGGAGGAAUCUCGUUAGGUUUGCGAUGAUGCAUUUUUCUUUUUCUUUUUUUUUUUUCGUACGUCGUUUUAUCCAUGACAGUCCGUUAAUAACAAUGUGUAAUGCGAUACUUUUUUUAUUUAUUCUUUCCUUUCCUUACGUGGUAAUUGUAAACAACGCGUUAACAGCGAUCGAAUCGCUGAUAACAUUGAUCGUCGAUCAAGCUGUCCUUCCCGUAAAUUUUUAUUUCUCAUUGUCGCUCGUUCGAUAACGUUACCCGCCCGCAACGGUACUCGAAUAUUAGCGUUAUCUGCGCGGUUCACGAAUUAACCGUAGUCUUUAGGUACCUAUAUUUAGCGUGAAUCUCAUUUAGCUCUGUUUAUCCGCGAAGAAAGACGGGAGGGGGGGAAGUAGAAGUUGCAAUUGUGCGCGUACGUAGCGAUUGUGUAGUCAUUGUGUAAUUUAUACAAGAGAUCCUUGCGGAUUAAUAUUACAAGAGAUUACGGCGAUUACAAAGAAAAUUGUGACAACGGAAUAUCCGCGAGAGAGGAACAUUGUGAUUUUGUACAUAAUUUUAGUUUCGUAGUGUGGCUUCGAACGUAGUCGAUCGGCCGUAAGAAUCAAGUGGACCCAAUGAAACAAUUGUCAAUUAUUAAUUUUUUCUGCAUCGCGAUUGGAAGAAAAGAAAAAAAAGGGGGAAAAGAAAAAAAAAAUAGAAAAAAAAACACAAAAAAAAGAAAAACGAAAGAAAGGGAAAAGGAGAAAGAGAAUAAGUCUAAAAUUGUUCGAACAAACAAAAUUCGUUCGUCGUACCGUUGAUUCGAUUAUUUCUCUCGCCCCGCUAUGACGCGAGGAACGGAAAAAAAAAAAAAAAGAAAUUAAAUUCUGUGAUAUCGGAAUCUCAUCUCGGCUUUGGAAAUUAAUUAUCAUACAAAAGCAAAUAGGAACCUAAAUCGAGUGUUCACGAAUUCAUUGCGAAUGAUUGAAAAAUCGUUUCUCGAUAUCUAUAAGCUCUAGAAAGCACAUUGUGUGUGAACGUACUUUGAUAUAUUUUUUACAAAAAGAAAAAAAAACCUGCAUGCAUUUCGUAAUAGGACAAGAGAGAGAGACAAGUACAGAAAAAGAAGAACGGCACGAGAAGAUUCAUAUUCGACUAUAUUGGCAAAUGGAUGAUACGUCGAGAAUGUGUUCCAUCAUUUAGCUUAUAGGCAAUUUUGUACUUACCUCUUAUCGAUCCUAAUUUCCAGGAAGGAACCAGUCUCUAACCGGUCUCUAUAUAUCUGUUCGUAUACGCGUCAAUUCUUUAUUCCGAAAUUCGCGCAAAUUAAAUUGUGUAACGCGACUCGAUAAAAAGUGAGAAUAGAUGGGCCUACAAAUUUUA
This is a messenger RNA of Apis mellifera (honey bee), 4659 nucleotides long. RefSeq names its product ral guanine nucleotide dissociation stimulator (gene Rgl). Gene Ontology annotation, molecular function: guanyl-nucleotide exchange factor activity. The transcript is spliced from 7 exons. Gene Ontology annotation, biological process: Ras protein signal transduction; positive regulation of GTPase activity. NCBI's taxonomy places the organism in Eukaryota, Metazoa, Arthropoda, Insecta, Hymenoptera, Apidae. The coding region runs from base 802 to 3156 and encodes 784 amino acids. Gene Ontology annotation, cellular component: plasma membrane. The record is from RefSeq and is a predicted model, not a curated record.